Messenger RNA from Dictyostelium purpureum, 444 nucleotides. RefSeq lists its product as uncharacterized. The transcript is spliced from 2 exons. The record is from RefSeq and is a predicted model, not a curated record. The coding region runs from base 1 to 444 and encodes 147 amino acids. NCBI's taxonomy places the organism in Eukaryota, Evosea, Eumycetozoa, Dictyosteliales, Dictyosteliaceae.
AUGAAUACAACAAAUAAUUUAGAGAAUAAAAAAAAGAAAAAAGUAGAUGAAGAAAAAGAAAACAAUAUCAAGCUUUUAGUAGAGCAAAAUUUAAAGUUAAAGAAUGAGGUUGAUGAAUUAAAAAAUCAAGUUAUUUACUUUUCAAAAAUAAUAAGUAUUGAAAUUAGAAAUGUAUCUGAUAUCUGCAAACAAAAUGAAAUAGCAAAUCAAUCUUUUAUAAAUGAUAUCAAAACUGAAAUUCAAAAAUUUUCAGAAAGGUGCAAACAAAAUAAAAGUUCAAAUCAAUCUUGUAUAAAUGAUAUCAGAAUGGAGAUUCAAAAUGUUUCAGAAAAUUUUAAUAAAAAACAUAAAUCAAAUCAAUCAAGUAUAGAUAAAAUCAUAAUUGAUAUUCAAAGAUUAAAGAAAAAAGAUGAAAAUUUAGAAAAGAUAAUUAAAUCCAAGUAA